AUGCCUCCUGUUCAGUCCCAUCAGCUUGUGAGACUGCGCAGUCGAGAGUUCACCGACAUUAUCCGCAAGCAGAAGGAUCGAUUGUCCUCCCGCUGGACCCUGCAGAAUAUAGCGCUUAUUGAGCAGAAUUUUCGAUAUUUUCAAAUUGAUAAUAAGCGCAAGCUGUCGUUAAAGAAGGUCCUGGAUCAGUGCGACGUCAAGACUACGUUUGUAGUUGUCAGCAAAUACGUGCAAGAGUGCUUCAAGCACCUGAAGGAGUUCUAUGGGGGUCUGGCCACUUUAUUUCCUGGCACGUCUACUGUAGAGAGUGUUUUUUUCAUUGUCAAAUGA
Messenger RNA from Peronospora farinosa, 330 nucleotides. The record is from the annotation of a GenBank genome assembly. Lineage: Eukaryota; Oomycota; Peronosporomycetes; Peronosporales; Peronosporaceae.